AAAAGGUCCGGAACCAUCUCGACAACGACAUUCACAGCCAUCACGUUUUCAGCUUGAGCUCUCUCCCACAUUUUUGGACUCUCUCGCCAGAAUUUCUCCAUUGCUUCUUCUCCUGCUGUAUAACUCAAGAAGCAAAGCCACGUCUCUCUGUGAUUUUUGGAAACGAAAAUGAGAGGUUUUAGUAUAUUCGUAUCUAGAUCUUUCCGCGACUCUCCUUUGCUCUCCAAGUUUGUUGUGGUCUGCGCCGUCAGUGGUGGGGGCCUUGUGGCUUAUGCUGAUGCGAACUCAUCCAAUGGCGUACUUGCUAGGGCACCACCACCCGAAACGGUGAGUAAGAAAAAGAAAGUGGUGGUGCUCGGAACUGGUUGGGCAGGAACAAGUUUUUUGAAGAAACUAAAUGACCCCUCAUAUGAUGUCCAAGUGAUUUCGCCUCGCAACUACUUUGCAUUUACUCCCCUGCUACCAAGUGUUACGGUUGGUACAGUGGAAGCUCGCAGCAUUGUUGAACCUAUUCGUAAUAUUGUCAGGAAGAAAAAAAUGGAUGUUUGUUUCUCGGAAGGCGAGUGUUUCAAGAUUGAUGCAGAAAACAAAAAAGUUUAUUGCCGAUCGAAUGAAUAUAACAAUUUGAAUGGGAAAAAAGAAUUUGUGGUAGAAUAUGACUACCUUGUAAUAGCCAUGGGAGCUCGCCCAAAUACAUUCAACACACCUGGUGUCGAGGAGCAUUGCAAUUUCUUGAAAGAGGUUGAAGAUGCUCAGAAGAUUCGUAGGAAUGUCAUUGACAACUUUGAGAAGGCAAGUCUGCCAGGUUUAACUGAGGAGGAGAGGAAGAGAAUUCUUCAUUUUGUGGUGGUUGGUGGUGGCCCCACUGGUGUGGAAUUUGCUGCAGAGCUUCAUGAUUUUGUUAAUGAGGACUUGGUCAAAUUAUAUCCUGCAGCCAAAGAUUUUGUAAAAAUAACACUUCUCGAGGCAGCAGACCAUAUUCUGAACAUGUUUGACAAAAGAAUCACAGAGUUUGCUGAAGAAAAGUUCAAAAGAGAUGGCAUUGAUGUGAAAUUAGGCUCCAUGGUUGUGGGAGUAUCUGAUAAAGAAAUAUCCACUAAAGUAAGGGGGAAUGGAGAAAUUGCUUCCGUACCUUAUGGAAUGGUUGUCUGGUCAACUGGAAUUGGAACUCGUCCAGUCGUAAGGGAUUUUAUGAAGCAAAUUGGUCAGAACAACAGGCGUGCUUUAGCAACUGACGAGUGGCUGCGAGUUGAGGGAUGUAACAAUGUUUAUGCACUCGGUGAUUGUGCCACAAUCAACCAGCGCAAAGUCAUGGAAGAUAUCUCAGCAAUAUUCAAGAAGGCAGACAAGGACAAUUCCGGAACACUUACGGUAAAAGAAUUUCAGGAAGUCAUUAAAGACAUUUCUCAAAGAUAUCCCCAAGUGGAACUUUAUCUGAAGAACAAGAAAAUGAGCAAUAUUGUUGAUCUGCUGAAGGCUGCCAAAGGGGACGUUGCAAAAGAAUCCAUUGAACUGAAUAUUGAGGAGUUUAAAACAGCUCUUUCUGAAGUGGAUUCUCAGAUGAAGAAUCUCCCAGCAACCGCACAGGUUGCAUCUCAACAAGGUGCCUACCUUGCCAAAUGCUUCAACCGCAUGGAAGAGGCUGAGAAAAAUCCGGAAGGCCCUAUUAGGUUCAGGGGAGAAGGUCGCCAUCGGUUUCAACCUUUCAGGUAUAGGCAUCUUGGGCAAUUCGCUCCACUGGGAGGUGAGCAAACGGCAGCACAACUACCUGGUGAUUGGGUUUCAAUUGGACACAGUAGUCAAUGGCUUUGGUAUUCUGUCUAUGCCAGCAAGCUAGUGAGCUGGCGCACAAGAGCAUUAGUGAUAACGGACUGGACAAGGCGUUUCAUUUUUGGGAGGGAUUCCAGCGGCAUUUGAGGCCAGCUAACAACAGAUUCUUGAACCUGCGGAACCUGAGCACGUGCUGUUAAUACAACUGGUAGCAACGGAAAAAAUUUUGCUCACAUUUUUGCCUUAUUCAAUUAAUUUAAUGACCAUAUAUAUGGAAACCCGUCGUUAGUUUACCAGUAAUUCGGCAGAUAUAUUUGGAUGUUUAGUUAAAUCUCUGAGUUGUCACCUCUACAUCGGUAAUAUUCUUAUUGUUCCUGAUUUUGCUGCUAAGAUAUUUUAAUUAAAGAUCUGAAUUUUUCUUUUUGAAAGGAAAAGAUCUGAAUUUUGAA
This is a messenger RNA of Jatropha curcas, 2219 nucleotides long. It is a transcript of the gene NDB3, whose product is annotated as NAD(P)H dehydrogenase B3. Lineage: Eukaryota; Viridiplantae; Streptophyta; Magnoliopsida; Malpighiales; Euphorbiaceae. Gene Ontology annotation, cellular component: mitochondrion. The record is from RefSeq and is a predicted model, not a curated record. Gene Ontology annotation, molecular function: NADH dehydrogenase activity; calcium ion binding.